AUGAAAUCCAUCGCAGCCGUUGUGUGUACUCUUCUUCUAGUCUCUACAUUAAUAUCAGCUGCUCCAUCUUACAUGGACUACGAGAACGCCAAAGAUCUGUACGAACUUCUGUUGCAAAGGGAUCUAAUAGACUCCAUGGGGAACUCUUUGAUCGAUCCCAAUCAACAUCGCAUGGUCCGCAAAAACCAGAGAUCUCCAUCGUUGAGGUUAAGGUUCGGACGCCGAAGCGAUCCGGCGCUCUACCAGAACGCCUUGAAUGCAGAAUACCACAACGACUCCGAUGUGAAUUAA
Molecule: messenger RNA, 291 nt
Organism: Macrosiphum euphorbiae (potato aphid)
Lineage: Eukaryota; Metazoa; Arthropoda; Insecta; Hemiptera; Aphididae
Source: the annotation of a GenBank genome assembly